CGCCCGCCAGUCGUGAUCGUGUCGUCGUCGGGUCAAAGUCGUAGUUGGCGGCGGCGUCGUUUCAGGGCACUUGAUCCUCUCUCACCAGCGGCAGUUCUAAUCGGUUCUUGGAAGAACCUUUUUUGUGUUUUGUUUACAAAAGAAGAAGGAGUGCACCAAGAAGAAGUUGUUGGUAUAGUGCGUAUCUGUGCGUGUGUUAGUCCCACACAUGGAUACCAUAUGGAGAAUGCGAAUUUUUGGGAAGUAAGCAGAACAUCAACUUCCGGUUCUCGUGUGCCCUAUUUUGGUACACAAAUUGUGAUUUUGCGUGUUAUCAAGCAAUAAAUCAAGUAAACACCGGGUUUAAAAUCAAUACUUUCCCACAACCGAGUGGUGCACGUGUGCACCUCUUGAGAAAAAAAAGUAGAAAGUGGUUCACACAAUACUCACAAAGCAAAGCAAUAUCGCGUGAGUAAGCAAUGGCCGGCGUCCUGUUCAUGGUGCACAUCCCUUCGGGGAGGUACGAGAAAAUCCUGCGCCAAAAGGCCAAGGAACAGCUGGCCGCAACGGCCGACGUCAAGCUCGAGGACGAAAAGCCGGCCGGCGAAGGUGGAGUUGGGGAGAAACCAGCUGCGACGCCCGUUGUUAAAAGCGGUGGGGCGGCAGGGACGGGGGCAAGUCUUGGGCUCGGAACCACCGAGGAGACCCAGCCGUUCCUGACGCCACAGCCACGCAAACAUCAGCUCAAGGUAAAGGAGAAGGAGGAACUGCGGCACAGUUUGUUAGAUCUGACCGAUGCCAACCAGAACAAACAGAAACUUCAACCUUCACAACAGCAGGAGAAGAAGCCACCGGACGCGGGUGCCAUUCCUCCGAUUCCGUUCAUCGACUGCCCCACCGACAAUACGGAUAAAGAGGGAUUCAAAACUCCAACUCUUGAGGAUAAAGAAUCCAGCGGCGAUGGCCAAAAAAAUACUACGCUCACGGUUCCCUUCGAUCGGACGUCCGCGUUACGAAAGUCCUGGGAAGGCUUCAAGGACAUCCUGGGAUCGGCCCGCAAGGAGAAGGAAAAAGAUCCCCGCGACGCGGUUGUGGAAAGUAUGAACCUCGAUGCGGAAUCUUCCCUCGAAGAUGUCAUGAAGGUGAUCAUCCGGGAGAAACGGAUCACCACGGCGGCCUGGAUGGACACCAACAAGGGCAAGGGGCACCAGAUCAUGUUCUCGCUGGAAUCGGGCAACAAGUGUGACGAUGUGAUUUAUCUGCUCAGCUCGUGGGGUAUCGGAGAGCGGUUCAACUCGACCAUCUCGAUCACGUCCUGCACACUGUUUACCGAGCGGCAAAGUGAGGAGGAGGAAAAGAGCUCGGACCUCAACGGUGGCACCAAGGACGGCGGCGCCUGGAACACCUUCCUCUCGUCGGUCCGCGCCCGGCUCAACGUGGCGCAAAUUGUCGAGGAGGUCAAGCACGACGCCGCCAUCACGUUCGAUUUCGUGUCGAUGCUGUGCGUCGCCAGUAUUCUUGCCGCGUUCGGUCUGAUCGAGGACAGCACCCUGUUCCUGAUCGCCAGCAUGCUCAUCUCCCCUCUGAUGGGACCAAUUAUCGCCGGCAUCUUCGGCACGGUGAUCAAGGAAAGUAGCCUGCAGUUGAUGGGGUUGAAGAACGAAAUGAUUGGUAUCUCGUUAACCACUUCAGUUGGGUUUAUCUUCGGGCUGAUCGUGUGCAGCUUGGACGAGCGAUACGGCGUGGGUGAGGGAAUUACCAACGAAAUGUUGAGCCGAUGCGAGGUGCACUCGCUGCUGGUGGGCAUAGCCAUUGCGUUGCCGUCGGGUGCGGCGGUGGCCAUUGCGAUUCUGGGCGAGAACAUUGGCUCGCUGGUAGGGGUGGCCAUUUCGGCGUCGCUGCUACCACCGGCCGUUAAUGCUGGAGUUCUUUGGGCAUUGUCGCUGCUUUGUUUGCUGUUUGGCUCGCAGGACACGCGGUAUAGUGCCGUCGUUAAGACGCACAUCUACUCGGACAACCAAACCGUGGAGUUGUUUACGCUUGGCUGCAUGAGCAUGUGCCUCACGCUGCUCAACGUCGUCUGCAUCUACUUGAUGGGGGUCAUCUUCCUUAAGAUCAAGGAGGUAGCACCGAUCGUCAACAAGGACCAGAAGCAAUUCUGGCGGCACGACAUCAAGAUCGCCCGCGACUACAACAAAACGCUUCACACCAUGGACGGAAUGUCCAUGAGCAAGCAACUGAUCCAUGAGCUGACCGCGAUGCACCAGGGCCAGGACGCGGACGGGCGCCAGUACGGGUCGGACCGGUGGCUCAACACCAUCCAACGGAACCAGCACACGUGGUCACCGCGGCACAACUAUCACCAGCGUGACCACCGACCCACCGUCCAGGAGCUGGAAGCGCUGUACCUAAGCCUGGCGGUGAACCCCAGCGAGAACCAGUUCCACUACUCGCAACACCACGCGCCUCACUCAAUCAUGAAACUUCCUCCUUCCUAUCUUCGCUCAGGCAAACCAUGGUCACCACCCAAAUACACAUCGAUGACUGACGACUCGCAACCGUCCUCGCCAACGCACCGCAAGCGGCUCGGAUCGAACCCGAUGGACAUCGCGUUCCGGCGUCACCACCGCUUCUCCGAUUCACUCCGCAGCACGUCGGCACCGCUGUCCAAGAUCCUCGAGAACGUGACCAGCUCCGCCAGUGGCCUCGAACAGGCCGGAACGUCCGCCCCGAGUGGAUCGGAUGCCGGAGGUGGCAGCAAGCAUUUCAAGUACAGCUUGAAAAAGUCCAACAAAUUUACCGUCACCCCCGCGUAUGAUCCCAUGAAGAAGUGAUCCCGGCGUUGGGGACUCUCUCGAAUAAAAGUGAAAAUAUUUCCCGCCCCGAGGGCAGUGUUUGUGUGUGCUUUGUGAAGUAUUUUACGUGUAUAUCUUUUAUGUUAUGUUUUUCGUCAAUUCCAUUUGAUGAGUUGUGAUUUCCUAUUAGAACAGCAAACAAAUAAUCCCGAUAGCAAAAUUUGUACAUUUACUGUAAGAAAAUCGUGUUUGCACAAAAUAAAGCUGUUAUCUAUGUUACCAAACAA
Messenger RNA from Culex pipiens pallens (northern house mosquito), 3061 nucleotides. RefSeq lists its product as uncharacterized. Bases 459 to 2813 code for a protein of 784 amino acids. Lineage: Eukaryota; Metazoa; Arthropoda; Insecta; Diptera; Culicidae. The transcript is spliced from 10 exons. The record is from RefSeq and is a predicted model, not a curated record.